This is a messenger RNA of Lytechinus pictus (painted urchin), 3512 nucleotides long. RefSeq lists its product as uncharacterized. The record is from RefSeq and is a predicted model, not a curated record. The coding region runs from base 235 to 2469 and encodes 744 amino acids. The transcript has 6 exons. Lineage: Eukaryota; Metazoa; Echinodermata; Echinoidea; Temnopleuroida; Toxopneustidae.
GGACUGUUUUGGCUGCGAACUAUAGAUUGGAAGCUCGACGAACUAGGCUGAAUCAGAGUGAGAGAAUGAAACGGACCUAGCGGCACUCUCUAGGAUCCCGCCAAAAUAAAUGGCGUAGAAUCUGACCUAAUCUAACAAGACAAUUCAUGAGGAAUAAGCCACCAAGCAGGUUAUUCAGAUACCGGGUCCAGUGAGCUUCUUGUCUGAGAAGGACUUCGUGGUUGACGUAACACGAUGACGAGGAUGACAUCGAAGGCUUGGAUGAUCGGUGUAGUGAUGACGGUGAUGGUGGUCAUUGAUGAAAGCAAUUCCCUGGACACUCAAAGUACAAUCGGAAAUGAUUUCGUAUUCGGGGUACCAUCAGCCUAUAUAUAUCGACAUCUUUAUUCCAAACGUGUCUUUCUUUCUUCACAAAGAGGUGAAACCGUCAAUGCUACAGUUGUCACUUCUGGAAGCAACUUCCGACACGAUGUCACUGUACCUGGCGAUCGUGAAAUAAGUAUAGAUCUACCAAGGUCCCUUACCUCUCGGGGUACUGGUUUGAAACAGAAUGUUGUAGGCAUAAGAUCCGAUGGUGACUUGAGUGUUCACGUCCAAAUAGAAGCACGUGUAAACUCGGGAGCCUUUACCCCUCUCCCCACCGGGAGUCUUGGAAACGAUUACAUCGUCGGUAUCUAUGAGCCAACGAAACUGAAGUUUACCAAAUACAAAGCAGGCUUCACCGUGACUGCAACCGAAGCUGGUGCUCGAAUACAAAUCAGGUUUAGUCAGUCAGUGGCUUUUGGUCACGUCUACUAUGGUCCCAAUGAUGUAUUUAAGUUUCAGCUUGAGGCAUACGAGUCCUUUCAGAUCAUGAGCGACAAGGACUUGACUGGUUCAAGAGUAAAGUCGGACAACCCAGUGGCAGUUGUGGCUGGAAGCGAGUGUUCGCGAGUCCCGAAGGGAGACAAGUAUUGCGACUAUCUGGUGGAGCAAAUGCCACCCGUGCAUACCCUAGGUAAACAGUUCAUCGUGGCACCGUUCAGGGACAGGGAAAGUAGCUACGUUCUACGAAUCAUCGCCCCUUUCAACGGAACCACAAUUUUGUUUUCAUCUCCCCAUGCAGAUGAUAUCAAUCUUGAUGAGAAUCAGCACCAUGAAUUCAUCUUUACACACCACGAUGUGCUAUCAUUCCGAUCAACUAAACCGGUCCUAGUUCUACAAUUCAUGAAAGGUUUUGCAAAAGAUUACGUCGGGGAUCCAUCUAUGGUCGUCAUCCCACCAGUAGAGCAAUUCAUCGUCGGGGAGUUGUCUCUCACAUCCAUGGACAAUGACCACGUCACCGUAGUGGUUUCAAAUUCUAACGCCGGGUUAUCAGGACUUUGGCUAAACGGUCGUCAUGUUGGUUCGGUUUCUCCAAGCUGGAGUGUCAUAGCAGAAAAUGGUAUGUCAGGGGUGUUUCAAGGAACCUUAAGAUCGGGUAGGCAUACCAUUGCCCACACUGAUCCUCAAGCAAGGUUGUUGGUGAUCGGUUAUGGUACUGGUUACCUGAGCGGUCGAGCGUUCCCAGUAGCCUAUAACCUGAAACGUCUGUAUGUCCCGAGUCCAGAAGCGUUGUACAUCCCUCCAACAGGUUAUCAAGUGCAAUGUUUCAAUACCUCAAUGUCAAUCACGCUGGAUCCAUCGGUGUUCCUCGUCCAUGAUCCUGAUCACGUGACCCUCAAUGACCCAUCCUGUCAACCAAUCAUCAACCAGGGAGGUUUCCUCGUUCUUAGUACACCCUUUGAUUCAUGUGACACUCGGGUACAGGAACAAGGGAACACUGUCGCAUUCACAAACACUCUCUGGUUCGCCGAGUCUGUCAUCACCCCUGUUUCUCCCCUCCGAGAAUUACAAUUCAAAUGCGAAUCAGCCCAGACGGGUAUUGGCAUCUCACCGCUCACCGGCGGUCAGCGGCAACCAAGCAGUCUGGUCUUGUCCGAUGCUAUCUUAGGUGACCUCUCCGUCAGUCUGGUCCAGUACUUGGAUGAUACAUUUGGGUCAAACACAGGCAAUGCUUCGUCAGGGACAGACCUCUGGGGCACGUGGAAUCAAGGGGCUCCGCCAGGACAGAACGUCUUUGUGGUUAAUGUGACAUCUUCUGUAGAUGCCAGUGUGUUCGUUGAUUCUUGCUGGACCACCCAAGGACCAGAAGCUCAAGAUCAAGAGAGUACUACCCCUCUCAUCCAAGAUGGCUGUGAGAUUGAUGAUACCAUUCACAUAGGAGCUUCAGCGGAUGAUCCAAGAUUCAGGCCGAUAGCGAUCGAUUCUUUCAGUGCAAUUGGGGAGUACAAUGAGGUAUUCAUGCACUGUCGUGUCCAGGUGUGCCGUGGCCAGGACUCCGCAGCUCACUGCUGGCAAGAGUGCAGACGAGAACCUCGUAAAAGACGAGAUAUCAGUGGAAUACGAGAAAUGGUUAUCGUUUCAACUGGACCAAUCAAGACCAAAUAAUGAUUUUAAUUAUCCAUUAAUCACUGACAGAUAAUUAGUCACAUUGGGGAUUAGUUUUAUGGAGACAGGAAGCUUAACCAUCAUGAUUGGCGCCAUUAUCUGGGGCCUCAUUGCACGAAGUUACAACUAUGGUAACUUUGCCAUCAUGGCAACUUCCACCAUGGUAACCUUGAUUGUGAUUGGCUACUGAAUGCUGUUACCAUGGUAGUUGCCAUAAUGGCAAAAUUACAAUUACAGUUGUAAUGCUUUAUGAAAUGGGCCCCUGGUGACUAAGAGUAUAGAUAAAUACGAAAUAUCAAUUUCUUCAAUAUUAAAAAAAAUAAACAAAAAGCCCCCCCCCCCCCCCCCCCCGGUAAGAGAAUACAUGUAUGUAAUCUGCAGGCACAGAGCCUGAUUGAAAGUUUAAUCAACACAUGGGCUUUGAGAAAAGUGUAGCACAUCUGAUGCCACAUAAUACACCAUUUACUUCAUCCCAUGCUAGACUUAAAAGCAAGAAUACUUUAAUGUGUUUUGACAAAGGGUGUGUGCCUUCAAGCUAGAUUUUGGUUCCGUCAAGGAUAUAAAAGUUCUGAUGAACAUUUGGGUCACGAAUGCUCUUUGUAUCCCUUGUCUUACAUGAAGUUAUUUGAAUUGAGGUCUGUACAUACCAAUUUGAUGGGAAUUAGCCUUCUAUUGCCUAUGCUAUAACCACAGUGUCUCUGUAAGCCGUAGGCCUUAGGUUAUAUCAAAAUAUUUAGGGAUAAAGUGCCAAGUCAUAUGGUAUGAAGGGACUCUGCAAUAAUGGUAUCACAAAAAGGGCUUAUUAAGAACCAGGCAUCAUAUUUGUAUACACAGCCACUGAUAUUACUGCAUAUAUGUAAAAUAACAUGACAAAGCUAAUGAUUAUACAUGCAAAACUAUACAAAGCUGAUGGGGGAUUUCUUUGUUAGAUGAGAUAUGUUCGUAGAAUAAUUUUUGUGUUAUAUACAUGUAUAUUAAAAAUAUGACUUAUUUAUGGCAAAUUUACGAAUGAUGCAUCAAUAAAUAAAGCCCAUGAUCUUUAA